CUCGCCACCAGCGUGGACUUCCAGGGACCUUUCUUUCCGGGAAGAAAUUAAAUGUUAAUUAGAAACGCCUCCAGGAGAUUCACCACGGCCCUGUAGACCGGGGAACACAUCCAGAAAGGACAAGGAUGGGAAUCUUGUAUUCUGAGCCCAUCUGCCAGGCAGCCUACCAGAAUGACUUGGGGCAAGUGUGGCGGUGGGCGAAAGAAGACAACCAUUAUGUGGACAUCCAAGACGGCUUCAAUGGCGAUACUCCACUCAUCUGUGCCUGCAGGCGGGGGCACCUGAGAAUCGUCUCCUUUCUUUUAAGGAGAAACGCCGAUGUCAACCUCAAAAACUUGAAGGAGAGAACCUGCUUGCACUAUGCUGUGAAGAAGAGAUUUACCUUCUUUGAUUAUCUACUCAUUAUCCUUUUAAUGCCUGUCUUGCUUAUUGGAUAUUUCCUCAUGGUAUCAAAGACAAAGCAGAAUGAGAAUCUUGUACGGAUGCUCCUUGAUGCUGGAGUUGAAGUUAAUGCUACUGACUGCUAUGGCUGCACUGCUUUGCAUUAUGCAUGCCAGAUGAAGAACCAGACGGUUAUCCCUCUGCUUCUGGAAGCCCAUGCAGACCCCACCAUAAGGAAUAAGCAUGGUGAGAGCUCACUGGAUAUCGCUCAGAGACUAAAAUUUUCCCAGAUUGUACUAAUGCUAAAGAAAGCCUCAUAGUCCUGGGACUUCUCACGUGGUGACAGAGACACAGCUGGAGGAGCGGAUGUGGGCCCUACCAUGGAUUAUGGCUCUAUGGGCACUCUCUCUGGAUGCAUCUACUUUCUGACAAGCACCGGACUUUUACAGUGGAGGCCGCUAGGGCCAGAAUCCCUCCAAAGGACCCAUUACACGUAUUGAAACCUCUAUUACUGUCAAAAAGGAUUUUUUAAAAAUGUCCAAUUCAGUGUCUCUUAAAAACAAGCCAGAGUGACCCAGGGCCACACCUCUUCCUGCUUGUGUCAUCAUUCUAAUGACUCUGCCCUACCUUCUGUCUUGGGAGACAAACGAUUUGCCUCAGACCCCUGGACAUCCUGAGCCACAGAACCAAAGCAUGUGCAUUUGAGCAGCAUGGGCACGUAUGUGUACGGAGUGAGAGGUGCCAGAGUAAAUAUUCCUUUGAUGGAAAAUCUUGAAUAAAAACAUGUGCCG
Messenger RNA from Psammomys obesus (fat sand rat), 1172 nucleotides. It is a transcript of the gene Ankrd22, whose product is annotated as ankyrin repeat domain 22. The coding region runs from base 126 to 701 and encodes 191 amino acids. The record is from RefSeq and is a predicted model, not a curated record. Gene Ontology annotation, molecular function: protein binding. NCBI's taxonomy places the organism in Eukaryota, Metazoa, Chordata, Mammalia, Rodentia, Muridae. The transcript is spliced from 6 exons.